AUUAAUAGUUUAGCGUGUAAUAGGAAAACAUUUACACACAAUUGAGCGGAUCUAGUUAAAACAAUUCAGAAAGUUUUAAUUUAUUCUACAAAAAGUAAAAAAAAAAAAGAUUGCUCCGGAUUUUAAACAGAUAUCAAAAAGAUGUGGUAUCUACUUCUUGCAAGUAUUUUCGUAUUGUUUAGCACUGUACAUAAUGCCGAAGCCUACACCCCAAACGACACUGCCACUUUACAGGCGGACUUGUACGCUUCAUACGCAAAGAAAUUUAGACCGCGAUCCAAAACAGAUGUGUUGCUGGAGUUUGGACUCUUACAUAUUACAGAACUGGAUAUUGUUACACAGCGCUUACACUGCGUGGGAUUUCUUUUAAUGGAUUGGAACGAUGACCGGUUGCAGUGGACACCGUCACAAUACGGGAAUAUGACCUUCACCAUGACCUUAUUACCAGACCUUUGGACUCCGCCUCUAACUUUGAGUAAUGCAGCGGAUGAAAUAAAAUUGCUAAAUGACAAUUCUAAUUUUGCGAGUUCCCCAGUUUUCGUGCAGCACGACGGGGCUGUGGUCUGGAUGGCACCAGCCAAUUUCAUAGCACAGUGUACGAUCAACAUAAAAUACUACCCAUUUGAUUCACAAAACUGCAAAAUUGUGGUUACUUCAUGGAUGUACUUGGAAAAUCAAAUAGAUCUUGGUGCAACCUUUUCAAAAAUCAACCUUGACAUAUAUGAGGAACAUGGUGAAUGGGAAAUUACUCAAACUUCUGUGAAUAAUAUCACAAGAGUACUAAGUGGUUACCGUUUGCCAGCAAUUCAGUUCUCGAUUCAUCUUAAGAGAAAAUAUUCCUACUAUCUGUUGAACAUGCUGCUUCCGGUAGUCAUUCUUGCUGUCAUGGCGCCAUUUGUAUUCAUCUUGCCAGUGGAGAGCGGAGAGAAGAUCGGUUAUGCUCUGACAAUUCUUUUGUCGUUGUCAGUUGUCAUGACACUCGUGUCUGACAGUAUACCACCAACAUCGACUAAUAUUUGCGUCCUAAGCGUGUAUCUAUUGACGACGUUCAUUAUCUGUUCUUUGGUAACCUUGGUAACAGUUAUUACAUGCAGGGUACACGAACUUCACAACAAAACAUAUCUGAUGGGUGAGAGAUGUCAGAAACUUGCCAGGGUCCUCGCUAAAAUUACGAGAUACAGAAGAAGGCCUAAAAUUGGUGACUUAAAUGAACUCAAAGAGGACCAUAGCCAAAAGAUAAUACAAGUUAAAAUGGCAGAAAAGAUUGGCCUGUCUGAACAGCCAGAAGGAGACAAUAAUAACGCCUGGACUGAAAAUGAAAACGAAGAAAAAUAUUCAGAAAUAGAAGUUAAAAUUGAAUUCACUUACGAGGAUAUGGUGAUCAUGUGUGAAACAUUAAAUUUCAUUGCGUUUACAAUUUUGACAUCAUCCGUUACAAUUAUUGUCAUGGUAAUUCUCCAAACUGGAGAGUCUGUCUAAAGGAAUUGUUCCAUCCAGAUUUUCUAAGACAGAGACAUUUUAAUGUCAGGGCAGUUUCAAAGUAGGUUUAAUCUCCGGAACAUAGUAGGAAAAUAUUUUGAAUCAAUGUGACGGGGCCAUUAAAAUGAAGCUCGCAGUCUUUCCGAUAAUUUAAGAAUCUGGCGUGGGAGUUGGACAGAUGUAACGAAGCUGAUGUUAUGAUUUCAAUCAUUUAUAUAAAAGUGUCUCUUUUUCAAAAUGAAACCUAUACUAGUAGAAAAAGUAACCAUUUUGCGUCUUGUGUGAUUGAAAACUGUAUCGGGUAUCACAGUAUCUUUUUGUCAGGCGAAUUUUAUGGAAAAGUCGGGAUAUUUUUUAUUACGGCUAGUGUCACCACUUUUAUCUUGUCAAGUGCGUGAAAUCGGAAUAAUGCUUAAUGACAGGAAAAUGUCAGAAAACUUUGAGCCGCACCAUGAGAAAACCAACAUAACUCAUAGUGCAUUUGCGACCAGCAUGGAUCCAGACCAGCCUGCGCACUGUUCUAUAAAUAGCGCACAUAAAAACUUCACUUCGUUCCAUUUUAUACGGUGUUCCAUUUGGACAAUCGUGACAUUUUAUUUAAUACUAAACCGCGAUGCACGAUGGUACGAUGACGAAAACGCGAUGGCACGAUGAUGAAACAACGAUGGUAUGAUGGUGAAAACGCGAUGGCACGAUGAUGAAAUCGCGAUGGUGCGAUGGUACGAUGGUGAAAUCCCAGUAUGGACCGUUCGGUAAAAUGUUACCGUGUAUAAAUAUCGCACACGGUCGGACAAAACGUAAGUUCGGAACGGCCAUGUUGUCUUUACAGCAGGUGUUAACAUAACGGUCAAGACAGUCACUUUCGUAUGGACUAAUCUGUAUGUUAUUUUCGUUUCUUGAUUCAGUCGUUUCGCAGUUUAUAUGAAUAAAACGCGGAAAAUUCUUUUGACGAAAUGUCGUAACAUUUAAAUUCGGACACUCGAUUAUUUUGUCAUACGUUCAUAUGCUCCAGUCUGUUGAUAUUUCUCUAAGCUGGUGUGAAAAAUUCAAAAGACGUGCAGUGUCACAAUAAUUUUCUCUUGAUUUACCCCUAAAUUCCAGCUGCAGCUCCGGUUUAUUGAACUGAACACGUACUGUGGAAGGCACGUGAUUUGUUUCAAUGACAACGUCUUUCUGUCCACCUGCAACAUAAAUUCAUCUUGCGUAAAUUCUUUUGCAGAAUAAAUUAAAUUUUAUUUGGAGUGAACUUUGGCAAAGUACCAUUAGUAUCACAGAUACGUUACUGAAUACUGAACUUAAAUGCAGAAUAACUAAUUUGGUAUAUAAAACUAAAUAAAAAUAUAUGCUUCAUGUUACGUAUAUUGUAAAAUGAAAAAAAUAAGUGAAAAACACAUGAAUUAAAGUAACGUAUGUUGAAUAAAUUAAUGUAUAUUGGCAUGGCAAUAACGUUUGGACAGUGUAAAUUAAUUCGUAGAAAAUAAUUUUGACAAUUUCAUAUGUAAAAAGCAUUAGAUGUGGCUACAAUAAACUUAUAACUUAUAUCCUCACACCAUAAUCCUAAAACCUCUUUUUAAGAGAAAAGGUAUAGGAUAUGCACUGUUUGAUUUUUGGUUAAUAAAGGAACGCUCUUUUCAAAAAAUAAAAUACAAUGUGCAUUAAAAUCUUAAUGUAAGCAACAACAAUAUCGCAGAAUAAAAGGGUCAUCGACCCUAUAUCGCAACCCAGAAUUUCACUGCUUUAAUAAGUUUUCCAUUGAGUCUUAUAGAGAAAAUAACAACCGCCUAAUCUAGCCAUUUUUACUACUUUACAAGUAUGAUAGUGAAUCACCUAAGGAAUAAUAACACCCGCCCAAUCUAGCCAUUUUUACUACUUUACAAGUAUGGUAGUGAAUCACCUAAGGAAUAUUGCUGUGAAAUUAUGUCAUAGUGGGAUUAGUGGUUUAAGAAUAGAAGGCCUUUGAAGAUUUUUAUAUUAUGGAGCUCUUUAUCUGUGAAAAUCUUUUAAAGGGACUAAACUCAAAAUCGUUCGAAAAAAUUGCGAUAUAUAUGUAUCAGGAAAUUAUUGUUAUAUUUCUCAAGAAGGUUUUGAGUCUUGGUUACUGACAGAUUAUAUGUUAUGGAAGCUUAUGAGCAUAGCUGUUUGCUUUUUUUUAAACCAACUUUUCCGUUGUCAUGGGACACCGAAGAUAACUGCCUUAAUCAUAAAGACUACGUUUCCUAAGACAAUUGCCGAUGCAAACCAUGUUCGAUUCCCGACACAAAUAUCUAAUUCUUCUUGAUUUAGCAUUUUAUAUUUUAUAGUUUAACACCAAAAACAUGUUCUAAUGCUCAUAAUUAUUACCGUGGCUAUUUCUAAAAGAAAGAUAAAUCUUAACCAAAGCCUGGAGUCCAGUUUCGUUAAUCAAAAAUAUAUUGUUAUGAAAGAACACAAGUAUUUAUUAAAACGUGGCAAAAAAUGUCAAGAAACCUCUUUUUUUCAGUAUUUGCAGCGGUAACUUUAACAAUUUUUUUCUUAACUGAAACUGUUGGCCCGAUUUUAAAAUAAUUUCACACAAACAAGUGUUCACUGGGUGGUCCUUUACAUAUUGACCAUAUUCGUCAAUGGGUCCAAAUUCGAAAUAACUUUGCAAACAAAAAAUACAGUCUCUUGUGCGACCCUUCAUCAAUACUAUUAUUUCGAUUAGUCAGAAACAUGCAUAAGUUAAAAUUUAAAUAAACCUCCUAAACCAUUUAUCGGAUUUUAACGUAACUAGACUCCACGCUUUGGCUUAGAUUAUCUUUCUUUUAGCAAUUAUGUAUCAUUAUUUAAGCAGAAUUUUAAUUUCCCGAUGCGAAAAUUAAGAAAGACAUGCAAAAAUUAAGACGAUAAGUAUCGCCCUAAAAACCUCGCGAGGAUUGUUUAAUCUCGCAUCUAUAUAUGUUUUGGGAUAUGGCGACAUUGUCGCGUGUUGGUGAGGCGAGAAUUAAAGUGGAACAAACAGGAUUCCGUAGUAGUUGGAAUAAUUUUGAUAGAGAGUUUCCCUAAGAGCGUCUGCGUGAAAAUAUUUCAAUGGCGGGCCAGAAGUUUCUAACACGAAUAUUUUCCCGGUAGAUACAUAUUAGGGAAAAAGUUUUUUGAUAAAUCAGAAUUAUUUGUACAGUUUUAGUACAGGGCCACUGAAAUACUUUUAUGUAAUUAUUUUGAAAUCUGAUCAGUAGUUUCUAGCAAGACGAUUUUGUUGAAAGUUUCCAGUAUAUACAAACGGAAAAGUGACCACACCCCUGGUAGCCAUUUUUGACAAAUCUGAAUAAUUCACUAACAUAAAUGAAAACUGCUGUAAUACUUACGUCCGUGCAAUUGUUUUGUGUCAUACAAUUUAUCUGUAAUUUCCAAAUAAGAUCGGACCAUCACUACACAGGUUAAUACGACAACCAAAAAGCGAAGCGAACACAGUUUUGAAGUAUAUAAUACGACAACCAAAAAGCGAAGCGAACACAGUUUUGAAGUAUAUAAUACGACAACCAAAAAGCGAAGCGAACACAGUUUUGAAGUACAAAUUCGAGUCCUCAUUAUCCAGUUUAUUUGGCUUAUAAUACACAAUACUAGACACGACUUGCGAAUAUUGUCAGUAAAACACCUUUAUUGUUGACAGUAAAUUCAUAUAAAUCUUAUUAUAUGUUUAACAAAUGUAGCUGAGAAUAUAACUGCGAAAUAAAUAGAUUAAUAAUAGUCACAGCUGUCUUAGUCUGAAAUUAUUUUCUGUUUCGAAAUCUGAUUGGUGGAGUUGUUUAGGUCGCUGACACACUUUGGUUGGCCUAUGGAAGGUGUUGCAAUGCUUGGGAGUCAAUUGAGCCCUGUCAUCAACUCAAACGUGUCCGAAAGGGUUAAUCUUUGGCUUAUCAAUCUAUGUUGUACCCAAUAAUUCGCUUCUGUACAUUAGGCAAAGGCAUUUUGCACUUGGCAAGGUAUGAGAAUUUAAUAUUUUAUACAGUUUUGACCCCGAUUUUCAACCUUUAACAAUUGCCGAUACUUGCCGAUAAAUACGGCAUCAUUUCAGCUCUGAAAAUAGGCUAUGUACAGUAUGAAAAUAUUUUUUGUUUCAGUUAGUUCAUAGUAUAAGAGAACUUGUUUUGAAUCCAGGAGGAAACUGGUAGAAAUGUAGAAUGGAACCAUUCUUUUGAAUUGUACACGUAUUUCUUUUGAUUAAGCGGUUUUUGUUGUACACUAUAGUAUGGAAGAGAUGUUGAAUGGCAGAAUUAUAGUACUGAAACAAUU
Molecule: messenger RNA, 5733 nt
Organism: Mercenaria mercenaria
Lineage: Eukaryota; Metazoa; Mollusca; Bivalvia; Venerida; Veneridae
Product: neuronal acetylcholine receptor subunit alpha-9-like
Exons: 9
Coding region: 142-1479 (445 amino acids)
Biological process (GO): nervous system process; chemical synaptic transmission; signal transduction
Cellular component (GO): membrane; neuron projection; synapse
Molecular function (GO): extracellular ligand-gated monoatomic ion channel activity; neurotransmitter receptor activity; transmembrane signaling receptor activity
Source: RefSeq, a predicted model, not a curated record